UAACAGCCCAUUCGCCCCCAAGCUUCUUCGUUGACACAUAACACUUUCUCCUUUUUCUUCUCUUCUUCUUCGUCUCUUUCCCUUUGAUUUUUCUGCUCCCAAUUUCUCUUCGCCCUCCCUCUCACAAUGGCGGAUCAGCUCACCGACGAUCAGAUCUCUGAGUUCAAGGAAGCCUUCAGCCUAUUCGACAAGGACGGAGAUGGAUGCAUUACUACCAAGGAGCUUGGAACAGUCAUGCGGUCAUUGGGACAGAAUCCUACUGAGGCUGAGCUUCAGGACAUGAUCAAUGAAGUUGAUGCUGAUGGAAAUGGGACAAUUGACUUUCCAGAGUUCCUUAACCUCAUGGCUCGCAAGAUGAAGGACACCGACUCUGAGGAGGAGCUGAAAGAAGCUUUCCGUGUGUUUGACAAGGAUCAGAAUGGGUUCAUCUCUGCAGCUGAGCUUCGCCAUGUCAUGACAAACCUAGGCGAGAAGCUCACUGAUGAAGAGGUUGAUGAGAUGAUCCGUGAAGCUGAUGUGGAUGGGGAUGGCCAGAUUAACUAUGAGGAAUUCGUCAAGGUCAUGAUGGCCAAGUGAGAACCUGAUCAAUCCCGAAUUUAAUCUUUAGAAGUAAAAAAAGAAAAAAUCAAAACCAAAAAAAAAAAAAUGAAAAAUGAAAAAGAAACAGGGCAUAUAAGCUUGAGAUUUCAUUUCUUGUUAGGAUGCGUUCUUUGGUGCUAUUAACUUUGUUUGGGUGUUUCUCUGUUUUCUCAUUUGCAUUGUUUGUAGUGCUACUCUUUGGUGAUUUUGUUUGCUCUACCCCUUGUUUUUAGCAUUCCGGGUUGUACUGACUUCUGGUACUCUCUUCCCCUUUGAACCUAUCAUUUAUGCACUUCUGUGCUUCUUUCUUAUGAGUGAAUUAUUUUCUACUCCUGCAUUAUC
This is a messenger RNA of Ipomoea triloba (trilobed morning glory), 921 nucleotides long. Its product is annotated as calmodulin-7. Lineage: Eukaryota; Viridiplantae; Streptophyta; Magnoliopsida; Solanales; Convolvulaceae. The record is from RefSeq and is a predicted model, not a curated record. The transcript is spliced from 2 exons. Gene Ontology annotation, molecular function: enzyme regulator activity; calcium ion binding. The coding region runs from base 127 to 576 and encodes 149 amino acids.